UCUUAGUGCAUCAAUAGCGUUAGUUAAUUUAGUAUACAAAUUACACAGAAUCGCAACAUAGCACUUGACAGUUGUAGCAUAUACGGCAGAUUAUUUGCUAUUUCCAUUAGCAUUAUACAAAUUUUAGUGUAAAAGCUCGCCAAAAUGGAUUUAGCUAAAAUUAAGGAAUUAAUUUUAGCAAUCAAAAAAAAUGAUUCACACAGUGGCUAUGGUUUGCAAAAAGAAUGCGAGCUAUUGAUUGGUCAUGUUUUAAAUAAUAUGGCAAAAUCAAAAUUGCCCAAUUUGAUUGCCGAUAUGAAGAAUGAUGAAGAUGCUAAGCAUUAUAGGGAUGAAGGAAACCAAUACUUCGUGAUGGGCGACGACGACGACGCUAUUGAAAAGUACUCAAAAAGCCUCGCAUACGCGAGCAGCAAAGAAGCCAUGGCCGUAGCUUUAGCAAAUCGUUCGGCAGCUCUUUAUCGCAAGCAAUUAUAUCGGGAAUGCUUGAUUGACAUCGACACAGCUUUGGCCCACGGCUACCCUGAAGACAAAAAGAGUAAAUUAAAGGAGCGGGCCGAGAAGGCUAUACAUGGCUUACAACAAGCUCACCAAAUCAAAGAUCAAAACAUGAAUGACUUACCAUUGUCAAAGCACUCGGCCGCGCUCCUGCAAAGUAAUAAAAACAAUGUCUCGCAAAAUAAGAUGAACUUGUCGAUGAUUAAAGAAUUUAUUAACGAGAACGGUGCAUCGAAGGGAAAUGUUGGAUGCUGUACGAAAGAGGACCUUGAGGAACUUAUGCUCAUAAUUCCAGAGAGUUCGCCAAGGUAUUUGGCCGAGGAAAGCGAGCCGAGUCUCGCAUACGAAACAAGCGACGAAGCUCCAGCCCUUAGCAAAGGGGUGCGAAUCGCUUACUCUAAAAAAUACGGAAGACAUUUAGUUGCUACGAGAUCGUUCAAGCCUGGAAGUAUUAUUCUGAAAGAAAAUCCAUUCGCUUAUAUUAUUUAUACGGAAAAACACUACACACACUGUCACCACUGUCUUGCGCGUAGCUAUAAUUUAAUAUCCUGUCCAAAGUGUCCCAUUGCACAAUAUUGUUCGGAAAUCUGUAAAACAUCAGCUUGGAAAAUGGCUCAUAGAAUCGAAUGCCCGAUUCAUGCCGUAAUGUCUAAAUUAUUCAACGUUGAUACUGACAAAAUUAGAAUGUUAACAAAAAUCAUAAGACUAUUGAUAAUUGCUACGAAAAAUGGCAGUGCUAUUGAUGAAUUACGCAAAGACAUACAAGUUGCAGAACAAAAUUCAGAUAAGAGAACCGCUGGAUUCACCAAUGAUCAGAUGAUGUUCGAUGGUAGUAGUGCCAGAUGUGCGCUAAGUCUUGCAACGAACUUAACCACACGGCCUUUCCCAGAUAUAAGUGCAUUCGCCUGUAUAUCGGCAUUGGCGACUGUUCUUCUCGCUACGGAAAGCGAGUUUUUCGGCAAAAAAUAUGCAUUCGAUGAAUUGGAGCAUCUUGCCGAGCAGAGUGAUGUGAAAUUUUGCGGAACACUUGUAUUUCGCAAUUGCCUCAUUGUGUCAUCCAAUUCAUUUUCCAUUCAACUGGAGCCGGGCAUUAAAGUUGGGUCGGGCUUAUAUGUAACGGCCAGCUUACUGAAUCAUUCGUGUGCUCCGAAUACAUUUCGACACUUCGAUAGCUUGACAAUGAUUACUCGAGCACUCGAGCCGAUCAAAGAAGGCGAUCAAAUAUUUACAUGUUACGGUGGUGGUUACCAGUACAUGUCUCGUCCCGAGAGGCAAAGUAAAAUGAUGCAAGAUUACUUUUUCAAUUGCGACUGCUUGGCAUGUAUCGACGACUGGCCAACGUAUUCCGAAAUUCUGCGCAAUCACAUUGGAUCGAUUACAAAAACAAACAAGAAACUCGUUAAAAAAUUGAAGCCAUUCCGACAAAGACUGCUGUCGAAUAAAUACGACAUCGAGGCUGUUAAAACUGUGCUCGAUCUGCUUCAUACCGAAGUGAAAAUGCCUUGCGAAGAAAUAGUACACGCAAUUCAGUAUCUCAAGAGCUAUUACCUAGGUAAAUUUCAUCUUAUAAACGAAUCUCAUAUUUAUAAGGCUUAAGUCAGCUCUUAGUCUGUCACGCUUCCAUCGAUCAUUAAUUUAUUUAUAACCCAUAGACGUCCUCGUUUAGUUGCACCCCUAUUAUGUCGCUACGAAUUCCACUCGCUAUCCUCGAAUCGUUCUGCUA
Messenger RNA from Ceratosolen solmsi marchali, 2218 nucleotides. RefSeq names its product SET and MYND domain-containing protein 4. Gene Ontology annotation, molecular function: histone deacetylase binding. The coding region runs from base 145 to 2091 and encodes 648 amino acids. Gene Ontology annotation, cellular component: cytoplasm; nucleus. Lineage: Eukaryota; Metazoa; Arthropoda; Insecta; Hymenoptera; Agaonidae. The transcript has 6 exons. The record is from RefSeq and is a predicted model, not a curated record.